Molecule: messenger RNA, 2278 nt
Organism: Physella acuta
Lineage: Eukaryota; Metazoa; Mollusca; Gastropoda; Physidae
Product: guanylate cyclase soluble subunit beta-1-like
Biological process (GO): cGMP biosynthetic process; response to oxygen levels
Cellular component (GO): guanylate cyclase complex, soluble
Molecular function (GO): guanylate cyclase activity; heme binding
Source: RefSeq, a predicted model, not a curated record
UCCCCGUGUGUCUUCCAUUCGCACUGUGAUUAAUGCUCAAAAUAUUGUUCGUUUUAUUGCGUUAAAAAAUACACUCGAUCAAACAUUAUUGAAUAUUGAGUGGAAUGGUAUUAACUUUUGAAUGAUUUAAAAACUAUAAUACACAAAAGGUUGUAUUUUUAAUUGGCGUAAAAAUGAUUUUUGUGAAUUCUUGAAGUUAACUUUGUGAUGCAGAAGAUUUUUAAAAACUGAUUCUUUGGACGUCAAUUAGCGGGAAUAGAUCAACGCGUCUCAACAUGUACGGUUUUGUCAACUACGCCCUUGAGCUGCUGGUCAUCAGGAAUUUUGGGGAGGAGGCUUGGAAGCAAAUCAAGCAGGAAGCGUACCUGGACAUGGACGGAGACUUCCUGGUCAGACAGGUGUAUGACGACAGUGUCUCGUAUGAUUUGGUCGGUGCCGCCUGCAAGGUGCUCAAUGUUGAUGCCGCCACCGUCCUCCAACUCUUCGGGAAAAUGUUUUUUGAGUAUUGUGUCGAGUCAGGCUAUGACAAGAUCCUGAAGGUUCUGGGAGCGACCACCACCGACUUCCUACAGAACCUUGACGCCCUCCACGACCACCUGUCCACCAUCUACCCGGGGAUGAGGGCCCCGUCCUUCAGGUGCACUGAGAGGCCCGACGGGGCCACGGUCCUACAUUACUACUCCGACAGACCUGGACUUGAGCAUAUAGUCAUCGGUAUCGUUAAGGAAGUGGCCAGAGAACUCCACAACUCCCCCGUCAUCGUGGAGAUCAUCCAGGAGAAGGACGACAACUGCGACCACGUCCAGUUCGCCAUCAUCGAGGAGAGCAAGCAGCACCAGCUGGAGAAGCUGGACCUGGAGACCUUCGAGCACCACCUGUCCACGGAGCCCAAGAUGAGCCCGGCGUCCUUCUGCAGGGCGUUUCCCUUCCACCUGCUGUUUGACAGGGACCUGUGCGUGCAGCAGGCGGGCCUGUCGAUAGGUCGUGUGCUGCCUAAGGUGAACAACUCCUGCCAGAUCACGGAGCUGUUCGACAUGAUACGCCCCCACAUGGAGUUUGGUUUCGACAACAUCCUGUCCCACAUCAACACGGUCUUCGUGCUCAUCACCAAACAGGGCGUGCUCACACGUGAUGACGUCAACGACGCACAGUCCGCAGUUAAUGCAGAGCAGCAGCAAAUGAGGCUCAAAGGCCAAAUGAUCUACGUUCCCGAGUGCGACUCCAUCUUGUUCCUGUGUUCCCCCAGCGUGAUGAACCUGGACGACAUCAGCCGCCAGGGGCUGUACCUGAGCGACAUCCCCCUGCACGACGCCACCAGGGAGCUGGUGCUGCUGUCUGAGCACUGGGAGGCCGAGUACAAGCUGGCACAGAACCUCGAGGUACUCACGGACCAGCUGCAGCAGACGUACAGGGAGCUGGAAGAUGAGAAGAAGAAGACAGACAGAUUAAUGUACUCGAUACUUCCACCAUCAGUGGCCAAUGAACUACGCCACAGGAGACCAGUUAAUGCCAUGAAGUAUCCUAAUGUCACCCUUCUGUUCAGCGGUAUAGUCGGGUUCACUGAGUACUCAGCCAAACAUUCCGAUGCCGAGGGUGCCAUGAAAAUUGUGGAACUGCUCAACAUUGUGUACACACGGUUCGAUAAAAUGUUGGACCCUGGAAAAAACCCAAACAUUUUCAAGGUCGAGACUGUGGGAGACAAGUACAUGGCCGUCAGCGGUCUGCCAGAAAAAUGUGACGACCAUGCCCGCUCUAUUGCCAGAUUGGCACUUGAUCUGAUGGAUAUAUCGAAGGAGCUGAAAGAUCCCAAUGGUGAACCCAUCAUGAUCACCAUCGGCAUCCACUCAGGUGAGGUGGUGACAGGUGUGAUAGGUAAGAAGAUGCCCAGGUACUGCCUGUUCGGCAACACGGUCAACUUGACCAGUCGCACGGAGACCACAGGUGUCAAGGGGAGGAUCAACGUCUCAGAGUAUGCCUACAGGUUUCUUCAAGAACCCAUGAACUUUGACCCCGGGUUCCAAUUCGAUUACAGGGGUGAGGUCGUCAUGAAGGGCAAGGCCACUCCCAUGAAGUGUUACUUCCUGUCUAGAAAGGAGACAACCCCAGAAAGGAAAUCAAAAACCUGUGACGUCUAGAUCUAGAUCACAUGACUUUUGUUCUAUAAAUAAAUGCUCUUGAGUCUUGGUACCCGGUGCAAGUUAAAAAAAACUAAACCAACUCGCUCCAAUCGCCUUGUGUAAACUAGAGGCCUCUCAUACCGUCUGAUCCUAGGGACCAC